AUGGCACAUGCCAGCGUCUGCAAGGAGGAUCACCCGCCGUUCCGGGAUGCUCCUCCACAUUCCUUUACGCCGCUGCAGUAUGUGUGGAAAUCUCGAGCGCCUUUGAUCGCCGUGCCUGUUCUGGCAGGCCUGAGGCAGCUACCGCAUCGGCAGGUGGCCGAAGACACUCCGUCCAGUAUUCUCUUAGAGAUCGCACUGCUUUGCGCACUGGCCGUUGGGUCAGGCUUCGUGCGGCUGCCCUUCUCGGCCACUUGGUGGUUGGUGCUCCUGGCGGCUUUCAUCACCCAGACCAGGUUCAUCUUAGGCGUGGCGACAGUCCUGUCGCUCAGUGUGCUGCUUACCUGGUAUGGAUUGCGGCUGCAGCAUGCGGCCGCAGUGACGGCGCUGUGGGGAGGUGGUGAGCUGACCAGCCCUUGGUCCCGACUCUUCUGGCAGUGCUGGGAUCUCUGCGUGCAUGGGCUUCCUGCCUUGGCAAUGCUUUGGUUCCAUGGGCCCAGCAUCGGCCUCACCGUGCCGAUGGCCGCAGGGCCCGUCUCCGCUGGCGCGGCCGCCGCAGCGCUGCCUUUGUCGCUUCUUUGGCUCUUUGGGCUUUGCCAGAGCAUCCCAGAUGCCAAGUGCGACCUUAGCCACACGCGGCUCGCCUACCGUAUCGCUCCGGGCCUCCCCGACGAGGCCUGGCGAUGGGUGCACGGCUUCCACGGCUUUCUUUGCUUGGCUUGGUUCCUUGCGCUGGUCCUGCCGGCGCCCGCUGCAGGCAUCUAUGCCCUCUUUGUUUUUAUCGGCCUCAUCCGUCAACCCUUCACGCUGGCUUGGUGGUGCCUUUUCCUGGCCAGCCUUUGGUUCACUUUCGGCGAGGGAACGUCCAGGACAGCCCUCAUCUCGGCGGACCCAGCACUGCAGCUGCUCCAGGGAAUGGCAUGUUGCUGCGCGGCCACAACCGCCAUGGGUUUUUACGGCGUGCAGGUCUUUGCACCACAUGCCUUCGCCUCUCUCAUCGACACCUGGGUCGUUGACCCCAUGGUGUACUUGCUCCCAGCCCAUUCGGCGCUUAUUCGUCGGGUGGCCGUCACAAGAAGCUUUCGCGGUGCCACGCGUCUGGGGGACUGCUGCCUUCAUCUUUUCCCAACCACUGGGGCCGUUGUCCUCUUCUGGCCCAGCGUGACGGCUACUGCGGCGUUUCUGUCCCUGCCCGCGAAUGUAAUCUGGCUGCUGAGCACAGGUUCCCGGUCCUUGGAUGCCACCAAUCGUCUCUACGGGAUCAAGCCGCCCCUGGGCACCGCCACGCUCCGCUUCGUGUACGGCAGCCAUUGGGCGCUGUCUCGGUUGGCUUUGCUUGAGUUUUGGACGGCAGUGAGGAAGACGCAGGUGCACUCGCGCUGCUGGAAUAAGUGCGCGAUCCGCCUUGAUCCCGCUGUGCACAUGGGAUCUACGAUUUCUCUGCCGACUGUGGCUCCAUGA
Messenger RNA from Symbiodinium sp. CCMP2592, 1458 nucleotides. The record is from the annotation of a GenBank genome assembly. Lineage: Eukaryota; Dinophyceae; Suessiales; Symbiodiniaceae.